Molecule: messenger RNA, 1296 nt
Organism: Paraphaeosphaeria sporulosa
Lineage: Eukaryota; Fungi; Ascomycota; Dothideomycetes; Pleosporales; Didymosphaeriaceae
Exons: 1
Coding region: 1-1296 (431 amino acids)
Source: RefSeq, a predicted model, not a curated record
AUGAAGCCCGGCUCCCUGCCGAUCCGCGCGCCCUCGCGGCCCCUGUGCCAGCUGUGCGACUUCAUCCUGCAGCAGCCCGCCUCGCGCCGCUCCUUCCUCGCCGCGGCAGCCACAUCCAAAGCGCCUGCCCUGCGGCGGCAGACCGCACAGCAGCAUGCCGUCCUUCCCACAACACCCGUGCGGAGCGCCGCGACCGUCCGGACAUCGCCAGCACAGGCUUCCGGAGCAGAAAACCACCAGCAAUGGGCAGAACGAGUCGCAGUGUUGAAGACAAAGCUCGCCGACGUGGAGCGGCACAUCGCAUGGAUCAAGUCGUCCCCCAAGGUCGAGCCCGAGGCGGCCACGCUGGCGGCCCUCGAGGCCCUGGAAUCCAUUGCACGGCAAGCAAUUGCGAUCCGGUCGGGGAAGCCACCGCCCCCGAAGAUCGAGAUCAAGCAGAGCUCGGCCGGUGCCAUUCUCUCCAUGGGCCGCGAAGACGACGCGCCUGUCGCAACCCAGCCGGCCUCGAGAGCGCCCUCGCUCAACCAGCUCCCCUCGCCACAGUACAUCUCCCAACUCGCCAUGGACCUGCUCAAGCACCCCAACGUCUUCAUCUCGGCCGAUAUCCUCGCUGCCUACAUCCGCCUCCAACGGCUCAUCGGCUUCCCCCGCGCGAUACCUGAGAUCCUCCACCUGUACGCCAACAAGCCCGUCCCGCAACUCGGAUCCUCUCCGCCCAAGUUCUCCAAGCCCUCGCCCAAGGCCGCGAAGCAGGCCAUCCCCGCUGACCUGGCCGAGCAGGCCCUCGGCGCCGCCAUCGAUGCCAAGGACAUGCCUCUUGCGCUGGACAUUGUCCAAGUCUCGUACUGUACGCCGGCAUGGAAGCGGCGUCGGAUGGUGACCAAGAUGGGUCUCCCAGGCGCCAUCGUCGGCAUCACGCCUCUGGCAGUAUACAUGCUUGCUCAAGAAGCGUCCGUCUACAGUGGAUACAUUGAUCCUUUGCUGUUCAAGACGUACGCAUUCAUGGGUAUCUCGACUUAUCUUUUGUGCACUGGAACACUAGGUUUCGUCGCCAUGACAACGCACAACGACCACCACACCAGAGUAGUCUGGAGACCCGGAACGCCGCUGCUGGACCGAUACGUACGCGAGGAUGAGCGGGCUGCGCUGGAUCGGAUCGCAUGCGCAUGGGGCUUCAAGGAGGAGUGGAGGCGGGGAGAUGAGGAGGGCGAAGAGUGGGAAGGCCUGCGGGAUUGGAUCUCGCUGCGCGGGAUGGUGCUCGACAAACCGGACCUGAUGCCUGGAAUGAACGCAUAG